AUAACGGUCUUAACUCCGUCCUGAGUCCGGGAGGAGGAGAAAUAGAAAAAGCUCAAAAGGAAAGAAGGCGAUGGCGCCCCUCGACUGCAACACGGACUGCGUGGAGAAGCCCGUGUCGCGCUUGCUGCAGGACCUGGGAGCCCUAGUGGGCACGCACCCGUGGCCCUUCCUGCUCGUGCCCUUGGCGCUCUCGGCCGCUUUGGGCACCGGCUUCGGGUUCCUGAAGAGCCUGGAGGACAACGACAUCGAGCGCCAGUUCACGCCGCUCGGGGGCCCCGCCAAGGGCGAGCGGCGCUUCGUGCAGGCGCACUUCACCACCGACGACGCGCAGCGCUUCUCCGCCGAGAGGCUGACCACCGAGGGCUCCUUCGCCGCUUUCAUCGCCGUGGCCCGCGGCGGAGGCUCGCUCCUCACCCGGCAGGCCUUCGCCGAGCUGCUGGCGCUGGACAAAGCGGUGUGGGAGCUCCGCGACCCCGCGCUCCCCUUCGCCCAGCUCUGCGCGCGGAGCAUCCCUGGCACCAACUGCAGCAGCGCCAACCCGCUGCUGAGCGCCACGGGAGGCGACCCGGCCCGGAUAGAGGCGCUGCUGCCCGACCUCACCUUCCCGCUCUACGCUCCUCCGUCCUUUCCCCAUCCCGUUUUCUUGGGCGUCUUUCUGGGAGGCCUCGACCUGGCCCCCGGGGGUGGGACGGCGCGCCCCGUCCGGGCAGCCAAAGCGCUGCGCCUCUUGUACUACUUGCAGGAGGAUGAGGCUACUCGGAGAAACGACAGCGCGCUCUGGCUCCGGAUGUUUCUGGAGCGCAUCCCGGGUGUGGUGAAAUCCUUGAACCUGGAAACCAUCCAGGUGGCUUAUUUUACUUCAUUGUCCAGACAGAAAGAGUUUGAAAAAAAUACUAAGGAAGUGGUCCCUUUGUUUUCCAUCACGUAUACCUUAACAAUAACCUUCUCAAUUAUGUCAUGCGCAAGGCUGGACUGUGUACGGACAAAAGUGUGGGUUGCAGCUUUUGGGGUGCUGACAGCAGGCUUAUCUGUCGUCAGCAGCUUUGGAUUGCUGCUCUUAUGUGGGGUGCCGUUUGUUGUCACAGUUGCAAAUUCGCCAUUUCUUAUCCUUGGGGUUGGUGUUGAUGAUAUGUUCAUCCUGGUGUGUUGCUGGCAGCAGACUCAAGUGAAGGACAGUGUCAGAGAUCGAAUGGCUGACACCUACGGAAAAGCAGCCGUGUCCAUUACCAUCACAACCCUCACAGACGUUUUAGCCUUCUACAUUGGAAUUGCAACUCCAUUUCCGUCCAUUCAGGCAUUUUGCAUGUAUACAGGAACAGCCUUUGUGUUCUGCUACAUAUAUAACCUGACAUUCUUGGGGGCCAUUCUUGCUUUAAAUGGGAGACGAGAAGAAAGCAACAGACACUUUCUCACAUUCAUGAAAGUGAGCAACGAACCUCAGGAUUCUCAGGGCUCCGCAUAUAACAUGUGCUGUGUAGGAGGGUCUUUUGAUGAGUCCACUGGAGCAGAGACUGAACACCCCAUGAAUGGAUUCUUUAGAAAGCAUUAUGGCCCCUUCCUUAUGCUCACCUGGACCAAGGUGCUUGUGGUAGUCCUUUAUCUCAUGUACUUGGCUAGUAGUAUUUUUGGCUGUACGCAAGUCCAAGAAGGUAUAGAUCUUCGAAAUCUAGCUAGUGAUAGUUCUUACGUCAUCCAGUAUUAUGAAUGGGAAAAGGAAUAUUUUUCAGAAUAUGGCCCAAGGGUUAUGGUGGUUGUUACUGAAAGCAAAGCUUAUUGGGAUUCAUCUGUCCGUGCAGAUAUUGAAAAGUGUAUGAAUGCACUAGAAAGCUCAUCCUACAUCAGCAAGGAUUUAUCCGUGUCCUGGUUAAGAACUUACGAAGAUGUCGCUAAUCGUAUGUCUUUCAGUAUAGAUAACCGUAGGCUUUUCAUUGACAAUUUAUCCACCCUCUUUAGAAUUAUUCCAGACUUCAAGUGGGAUGUUUAUGUUAUUGCUUCAGAAAUAUUAGCGUCACGUUUUUUCAUACAGACAGUCAAUGUUACUACUGCAGUGGAUGAGAAGAGUCUUUUAAUUGAGCUGAGAGACCUUGCUGAGGGCUGCAAGAUACCAUUAAUAGUUUAUCAUCCAGCUUUUAUAUACUUUGAUCAAUAUACUGUGAUCGUUCAGGACACGGUUCAAACUGUUGUGAUUGCUGCUGGAGUCAUGCUACUCAUUUCCUUACUACUCAUUCCCAAUCCUCUUUGUUCUUUGUGGGUAACCUUUGCUAUUGCCUCUGUUAUUGUCGGUGUAGCUGGUUUCAUGGCCUUCUGGAAUGUGAAUCUCGAUUCCAUUUCCAUGAUCAACCUUGUAAUUUGCAUAGGGUUUUCUGUAGACUUCUCUGCUCAUAUUUCUUACAAUUUUGUUGCCAGUGAGAAAGACGAAGUGAAUGACAAGGCUGUGGAUGCUCUGUACCGCCUUGGCUACCCUGUUACUCAGGGAGCUGUUUCCACUAUCUUGGGAGUUCUUGUUCUCUCCAUGGCAUCCUCUUACAUCUUCAGAACCUUUUUUAAGAUAAUGUUUCUGGUGAUAUUUUUUGGGGCUGUUCACGGUCUCAUUUUUAUUCCUGUGUUCUUAACUUUCUUUGGCUUUUGUAGUAAAAUGCCAAAUAGACAGUAUCCAGUCAGUGCCCAAGGAGUUCCUUCCUAAGAUACAAAUAUUAUGAAACUGCCUAAUGUAGACAUGACAAUAUUACAAUGACAGCAGUUCGAUAAUGGAACUUAUUACCUAGUGGACAGGAGUGGGCUCUUCCAGUUGAGCAUUUAAGGUCCCCAUCCCUACUUUGCAGGCUGCUAUCUGAUUGGAUUUUACUUUGAUUCUGACUUAAUUUUAGGAUGUAGGAUGUAUUUUAACUGAUUGCUUGAUUUUAUGGUAAUAUGUUAUUUAUUUGAUGUUAGCCUCUCCGAGCCUGGUAUCAACAGAUUGGGAACUGCUUUCCUUUUGGGUGAAGACAGAGGCAAAGGUUUUGAGCAUUUCCACCGCCUGUGU
Molecule: messenger RNA, 3022 nt
Organism: Lacerta agilis (Sand lizard)
Lineage: Eukaryota; Metazoa; Chordata; Lepidosauria; Squamata; Lacertidae
Product: patched domain-containing protein 3-like
Exons: 4
Coding region: 71-2683 (870 amino acids)
Cellular component (GO): membrane
Source: RefSeq, a predicted model, not a curated record